AUGUCUGGGAAGUCUGCUGUUCCACAAUCGCGUCCUGAUGAAAUCAGCAGUUCAUUCUCAGAAUCAUCUUUUAGCUCUGACAUCUAUCUGCGCAACACUGUAUUGCAAACACAGCUUGAGAAAAUACAAAAACUGGAGGACAAACUUGCUGGAUACAGGACUGUUGUUAAACAACUCCCAAAACUUCAAGCAACUAUAGCAGAACUUCAGAGAAAGCAAGAAGUGCAGGAAAAGGAGAUAGCUCAUUACAGAGCUAGUGAAGCAGAACAGCAAAAUAAAAUACUGAUCCUAGAAAAACUACUGCAGGAAAGAAAGCAGGGACUGGCAGAUUUGGAUACCUCAUGUCGAAGAGAAACAUUAUCUCACAGUCACAGUUCUCCAUCUUUUGAAAUUAUUUCAAAGUUUCCGUGUUCUACAAGUGAACUGUUUUCACCAAUGCAAGAAGUUGGUUCGUCUUCACAAAUUCCAGCUGAUGAAACAGUGGAGCAUAGUCCAAGGUUUUAUCACAGAAGUAUAGCUGUUUCGUCUCAACAACAGAGCUAUGAUUUGCCUCCAGUUGCAAGGGAUCAGCCCUUCCAGUCUCUGAAAAAUGUAAACACUGUCCCAGCAAAUGUUGUGGGACCUCCUAAAACCUCAGUCGGACUUUGUAGAGUACUUUCAGCAAAUGUGGCAGCCAGUGAACAAAACUUUCAUCUCUCAGCAUUGAACCAGUUGAACUCAUACCCAGCUCCAAAUGAAGGCUCUGCUGCAGUUCUAGCAUUUGUCCACGGGAACAAAAAAUCAGCCUGGCAGAUGGAUCCAGAAGUUAAUAAACUGGAACCUGCAGAAACAACCCGGCAGUUGGGUGUCAGGACUUCACUACAAGCAAGAGAGAAUUUGGCAAAUUCUGCUAACUCAUAUCAGGCUGCAAACAAUACUUCUUUAGCUUUCAACAGUUUUAUUCAAACUGGAGCACAUGACGUAGGUACAAGACCAAAGGAAUGGAAACCCUUGAACAUUGCGACUUCCCAGGCUAGAGGUUAUUCUAAUGGGGGUCUUAUAAAACCAAGUAAUUAUGGUACACCCCAACAUGGGGACCAGAUACCCGUGAAAACACAAGAAAAUGCAAAAAGUGAAAUGAUUAACGUUUAUGAUACAAACUUCUCAAAAUCGGACCUACAGAAAGUCUCAGCUAUGAACAUUAAUAUGGGAGAGAAACUUCCAGAAAAUCAACAUUGGGAGCAAAACAGUGGCUGUGACGACUUGAUGACCUUUUCCAGUCUCAACACAAACUCACCGUCACCUGUGACAGAGCAGAAUAGAAUUACCAGAACUAGCACAACAAACCCAGUUUACAGCCAGCAAAGUGGUCUUGUUACAGUUCCUGCUGAAGAAGAACCAUGCUUAACUAACCAGGUACAGAGCAUGGUAGCCAUCUUAGAGAAAAGUGACUCCCCCAUGGGGAUGAGUAACAUGUUGUACAAGUUUGCUGAAGCUGCGAAAAAUUUGGAGUCUCAGCUGAGUGACUCCAAGACUUUGAUCCAGCAACAGCAAUCCCGGAUCCAGCAGUUUCAAAGGCUUUCGGAAUUUAGUCAAGAGAAUUCAAAACUCAGGGAAGAGAUUUCUGUUCUAAAAAGUGAGAAUGAUACGCUUCUAGAAUUUAUUGCAGCCUUCAGGGGCAGCAAGAGCAACCAAGCUGAGCCAACCUGGGAUACUGUUCUUGGCAACCAGAACAUGGCAGAUCCAGUGAGAGCCCAAUACCCUGAUAGUCCCUUGAUGAAGAAGAUUGAAUCUUUGAGCAACAUCAAUACCAGGCUUUUCACUGCAAAUAAAGACUGGCACAGCAAAUGGGAAGUUUUACGACAACAAACUCAAGAAGAAAAGGCAGACUUGGAGGCAAGAGUAAACUCCCUUGAGGCCAUGAAUAAAAACCUGCAAGAGAAUGUGGCCACUCUAGACAAAGAGCUGCAGAUUCGGAAUAAUUCCAUACAGGAUUUGGUGAAAGCAAGUGAAAGUGUCGAGGAGGAAAAAUUAGCAUUGCAGAGGCUUAUUGAUGAACUUAAUGCUCAGUUGUUGAGUCUGAAAACUGAAGUGAAAGAUUUGACCCGAAGCAAACAGAUGUUGGAAUCUGAGUUGGCGAGUCUGAAGGAUCCAUCCAGAAAUGCUUCACAGGCUGGAAACAGAGAUUAUCAGACAGAGAUUGGCUUACUAAAACAGCAGUUGACAGUUUUUGCUGAAGACUUUGAGAAGGAAAAGAAAGACCGAAUCUUAGCAGAGAAGAAAGCUGAGAAAUUAAAGAAGGAACGUGAUCAGAUCAAAGCUUCUCUGGAAACAAGACUAAAGAGAGUUAGUGUUCAGUUAAGGGCUCAAGAGGAAGAUCUGAGAACCAAGGCCAGGCAGAAUGCAGAUUUGCUGUUCCAAGUUGAUGACCUCAAGCUCAAGUUACAAAGAGAACAGAGAAAGAACGCACUGGCUACACACAACUCCUAUAACUACCAGGUCCCGCCAGCUUCGUACCAAGGGCCUAUGUCUAUGGCAUACAACAGUGAUAUGAACGGUCACGUGACUAACCCAAAUAUGGGGCGUUCAGUCAAUCACCUGUUUGUAAAUGGCAGCCAUGCAUCUGCAGGUUUCUCACACCAGAGCUCUCCGGAACAUCUGCCAGGUGCUUGGAUGUGCAAGCACUGCACAUACAUCAACUACCCCAACCGCACAGUGUGUGAUAUCUGUGGAUUCACAAGUACAAGUGGUGAAAGUCUAGGCAUGGCAGACAGCAUCUCAGGAAGAAAUGAAUUACAGUCUAGAGGUGAGGAGAAGAGAUGGAGAAAUACAGGGGACAUUGUAGUUGACACUGUGACAGAAUAG
Molecule: messenger RNA, 2844 nt
Organism: Candidula unifasciata
Lineage: Eukaryota; Metazoa; Mollusca; Gastropoda; Stylommatophora; Geomitridae
Source: the annotation of a GenBank genome assembly